AUGUCAUUAACAGUUUUUACUCAGACGGCCCAGCAUGAACGAUUCAGCUUCCAUGGCAAUGUGAAUGUGGGUAAAGAUGUGACGAUUGACGAGUUACGACAAGCUUACCACGCUGUAGUGCUGAGUUACGGAGCUGAAGGAAAUCGGUCAAUGGGAAUUCCAGGUGAAGACUUACCUGGCGUUUUCUCAGCUAAAGACUUUGUCGGAUGGUACAACGGACUGCCCUGUAAUAAAGAGCUGCAUCCAGAUCUCAGCUGUGAGACCGCUGUGAUUCUUGGACAGGGGAAUGUGGCCCUGGAUGUUGCCCGAAUACUUCUGGCUCCUGUAGAAAUGCUGAAGGAAACUGAUAUUACCCAGAAUUCCCUAGAGGCAUUGGCGAACAGUAAAGUGCGAAGGGUUUUGAUCGUAGGCCGACGAGGACCUCUUCAAAUCGCGUGUACCAUCAAGGAACUCAGAGAGAUGGUCAAUCUGCCAAAGGUCAGGGCUGAUAUGCUGCCCGCUGACUUUAAGGGCAUCGCAGAAGUUUUGAAAGACCUUCCCAGGCCAAGAAAAAGACUGACAGAGCUAAUGAUGAAAGCCGUAAAGGAAGGAGGAGAUGAUAAAGCGGAGAAAUGCUGGGGCUUGCGCUUCUUUCGCAGUCCAGUGGAGGUUCUCGCUGGGGCUGAUGGGAAAAGAGCUACUGGAAUCCGAUUGGCUCUUAAUAAGCUUGAGGGUUCAGGCGAGAGUGCGCGUGCAGAAGUCACCGGUCAGACGGAGGAUGUGGACUGUGGCCUGAUCAUCAGCAGUAUCGGCUAUAAGAGCAUUCCCAUUGAUCCCGCUGUGCCCUUUGACCCCCGAAGAGCCAUCGUGCCCAAUGAGAUGGGAAGAGUGCAGGACACAGCAGGUCUGUACUGCAGCGGCUGGGUCAAACGCGGACCAACCGGCGUGAUCGCAACCACAAUGAACGACAGCUUUGAUACGGCACGUGUUUUAAUUCAGGAUAUGGAGGACGGCAAGCUGGAUCUGUCAGUCAACAAACCAGGCGCCAAAGCGAUCACUGCACUUCUGCAAACACGAGGUGUGAGGACGGUGCUUUUUUCACAGUGGGAGAAGAUUAAUGCAGAGGAGGAGAAAAGAGGCAGAUCCCUUGGAAAACCCAGGGAAAAACUUCUGGAUGUGGACGAGAUGCUGAAGAUCGCCUGGUCCUGAGAAGCGUUGCCAAGAGCACAUCUGAACUGAAAUAAAAACAACCAAAAAUGAUCUCGCCCACUUGUGGUUUUCACAUUUGUUCUCUAAUUCGGAGCAGAAAAAGAUCACGUUUGGCAGAAUUUUCGUGUUGCUCUUCUUAACACAAUGAAAAAUUAGAAAUAGCGAUUGAAAAUUUGAAUGCGUUAUUCACACAAAACUAUCGUAUGACUUCAGACAUCUGAAAAACAAAAAUGGUGCACAAAAUAGGAUGUUUUCUUGUGCAUUGUUGUAGUUCUUUACUUUCACUGUAUAAUAAGAGCAGCUGGGUGAUUCUUCUAAACAUCAUCUUUUCAUUUCUAGAGAAUAAAUAAAGUUGAAUGAGUAGACGGUGAGUAGACGGACAGACGCACGCUUCAUGUAAUUUGAGAACUUUUUCUUCAUGCUUCAUGCUUUCAGAUUGUAUCAGUGAAGAAUGAGUUGUUUAGCUUUGAUAUCAGGACAUGCAUUAUACAUUAAUCACUAGCAUUUCUCCUAAGUGCUUCUGAUGCGGUGUCAAACAAUGACGUCGAACCGGUCGUUGAACAAAUGGAAAUAUUCACUACCUGUUGACGUAUCUUGCCAGAAUAAACAUGUCUGUGUGAAACGG
This is a messenger RNA of Carassius auratus (goldfish), 1813 nucleotides long. RefSeq names its product NADPH:adrenodoxin oxidoreductase, mitochondrial-like. Gene Ontology annotation, molecular function: oxidoreductase activity. NCBI's taxonomy places the organism in Eukaryota, Metazoa, Chordata, Actinopteri, Cypriniformes, Cyprinidae. Bases 1 to 1188 code for a protein of 395 amino acids. The transcript has 9 exons. The record is from RefSeq and is a predicted model, not a curated record.